Emys orbicularis (European pond turtle) is the source of this 2106-nucleotide messenger RNA. Its product is annotated as verrucotoxin subunit beta-like. Gene Ontology annotation, molecular function: protein binding. Bases 1 to 2106 code for a protein of 701 amino acids. Lineage: Eukaryota; Metazoa; Chordata; Testudines; Emydidae. The transcript has 3 exons. The record is from RefSeq and is a predicted model, not a curated record.
AUGGCUUACUCUGGAGCUCCAACAAUUGAGAUGCCAGCCCUGGGCCGCCCUCUGCGUCUGGGGAUGCUGUACGACUGCCGCAACGACACGCUCAUCCCAGGUAUCACCUUAUGGGGCAUUGAGGCUCUUAAGAGAGACGUGGAGACAAUGCCAAAGCACAAUACUGAAUUCCAGAUCAUUGCGUCCGACACCAUUGAAGAUAAGUCCUCAGCCCUCAGUCUGUCUGGAUCCCUGAAGGCCAGUCUCCUGGUGGGGCUGGUGGAAGUAGGUGGAUCUGCAGCAUUUUUAAAUGAUUCAAAGAAAUCAAAAAAUCACGCUCGAGUUGCUCUCCACUACUCAGUGACAAACAGGUUUGAGCACCUGACCAUGAGCCAGUUGGGGACCGAGAACGUCUCUUAUCCCGCUGUGUUUGACCAAGGCACGGCCACCCAUGUGGUCACAGCUGUGCUGUACGGGGCUCAGGCUUUCUUUGUGUUUGAUCGGGAAGUUUCUUCAUCAGAGAGUGUGCGAGAGAUAGAGGGGAAAAUGAAACUGAUGGUGGAAAAGAUCCCAAAGGUUUCUGGAGGAGCAGAGGUGUCUGGGGAAAAGGGGAACAAGGAAGUAGAAAGAAAAGAAAAUUUCAGUUGCAAAUUUUAUGGUGAUUUUGCCCUGGAGAACAAUCCGGUUACUUACCAAGAUGCCAUGGGAGUUUACUCCACUCUCCCUAAGCGGCUUGGAGUCGCUGGUGAAAAUGCUGUACCGGUGCGAGUCUGGCUGUACCCACUGAGCAAGCUGGAUUCCAGAGCCGCUCAGCUAGUGCGUGAGAUCAGUGCGGUGCUGGUUUAUGAUGCUCAAAGUGCCCUGGAGCACCUGACUGAGUGCGACGUCCGGUGCAACGACAUGGUGAAGGACAGAACGGCUACAGCCUUCCCCGAGAUCCAGAGGAAAAUCCAGCAAUUCAGAAAUCUGUGUAAACAGCACAGACAGACCUUCCAAAAAGAGCUAGCUAGAACCCUGCCCUCUAUCCGUGGAGGUGGAGCAGAGGAGGGGGCCCUGGUGGAGAUUUUAACCAACAAGGAGCAAUCGCCAUUUGGUACCCAGAGACUCAAUGAAUUUCUGGAUAAGAAACAGGAGGAAAUUAAUUUUGUCAAUUCCUACCUGGCUGAGCUAGAGGAGGUGGAAGUCGUAUCCUCCAGGAGUGAGCUACAACGAAUAGUUCUCAGCCCCAGGCAUGACUUUGUUGUGUCUCUUUCACUCACUUCAUUGCAUAAUGAGGAAUCCUAUUUAUCAGAAUUAAAUCUAUCGUUGAGGAGACAAUUUAUGAAGAAAACUCAUGAUCCAGCAUUAGCCAGUUCUGCCUGUGAGACACCAAAAUCCAAGCAGUGGUUUGAGGAUGAAGAGAUAAGAAGAAAAGCACGACAAGCUGUAAAGUCCUUCUCUGACUUUGCUCAUGUCAAUAAAUCUGAUGGGACGACUUGGUUCAUUGUGGCCUCUGUUCCAGACAAGGACAAUCCAGGCACUGCCAUUUACCUGUAUGAGGAUGGAGAUCUGAUCAGCACCAACUUUGAGCCUCCAUCAAAGCCUCUUCCUCCCCUGAUUGAUGGAAUCAGACAUGACCGUGUGCAGCUCACGUUUAACCCAGCAGCCUAUGGCAGGGCUGCGAUAUCCGGCUAUCGGGCAGAGUACAGAAUUGUAGGGCAGGAGAACUGGACGGCUGUGACUGUAAAUAACACACAAGUGACAUUCACAGUAACAGGGCUACGUGCAAACACCGAGUACCAGUUCCGAUACGCUGCAGUGAGCAAACCAGGGCUCAGCGAGAGCAGCGACGUGAGUGAUCCUGUGAAGACUCUCCCUACCAGUCCCCCUGGGAAGCCUGUAACAGAUACUGUAGGCUCAUGUGCUGUAGCCCUCAAUUGGCAGGUACCAGUUGUCAUUGGAGAUGGAGUCAGUGUAAGGGAGUAUAAGGUGGACUAUAAAGAGGAAGCUGGAGGUGAGCAGAAGGACAUAUGGCUGGAACGAAGGACAGGCGAGAGAACAGAGUUCUGUACCAUUGAUGGACUGAGGCCUGAGACGCCCUACAGAUUCCGGGUGUCGGCUGUGUGUGCAGACGGGGCUGAUGCCUGA